This is a messenger RNA of Eleginops maclovinus (Patagonian blennie), 1468 nucleotides long. RefSeq names its product trafficking regulator and scaffold protein tamalin (gene tamalin). The record is from RefSeq and is a predicted model, not a curated record. The transcript has 8 exons. Gene Ontology annotation, molecular function: protein binding. Bases 87 to 1148 code for a protein of 353 amino acids. NCBI's taxonomy places the organism in Eukaryota, Metazoa, Chordata, Actinopteri, Perciformes, Eleginopidae.
CACUCAGAGCUCUUCAUACCGGCUCCACGUUGAGGCUCAGCAUCUCUCCCUCUGUCUAUGAUCCAGAUUCUUUCAUAUUUCCCAGCAUGACGUUCAGGAGGCUGAAGAAGGUGAACUCCAGCGGGCCCGUGUCCCAGGAUAAUGACAUCUAUUUCCUCUCGUCGAAGUCGGACAGCUGCAGGACUCAGGAGACGAACUGCUCCGAGGUCUACAACUACAAGUCCCUGACCAAGAGCCUGGCGUACUCCGGAGGGACUCUGCCCCGGAGCUACAUGAAGGGUGGCGGUGUGCAGAAGUGGAAACCAUUAACCCUGACACCUGAACCACAGAGGAAGGUGGUGGUGCUGGAGAAGAAGGAGGACGAGGCGUUUGGGUUUGAAAUCCAGACGUACGGGCUGCACCACCAGGACCAGAACUCGGUGGAGAUGUGCACGUUUGUGUGCAAAGUGCACGAGGACAGCCCAGCGCAGGAGGCGGGACUCAAAGUCGGGGACACCAUCUCCAGUGUGAACGAGGAGACGGUGGAGGGAUUUCGGCACAAGGAGAUCGUGCAGCUCAUCAGAGCCUGUGGAAACGCACUCAGGCUGGAGACGGUGUACAGUGACUCGAUCCGGAAAGCGGAGAUGGAGGCUCGGCUGCAGUAUCUGAAGCAAACACUUCACGAGAAAUGGGACGAGUAUCGGUCGCUGAUGGUGCAGGAGCAGAGGCUGGUGCACGGCAUCGUCCUGAGUGAUGCAGCGGUGUACGAGUCUCUGGAGUCUGCGGGGGUGUACGGCAGCUUCGGGACCCCCAGCCCGGCAGCGCAGCGGUCCCUGCGUUGCAGCGGCAGCAGCAGCACCAGCAGCGUCCUGAGCACCGAGGACGAGCCGCUCUACACCCGCCUGCAGAGGCCCGACACCACCGCCGACCCAGACCGGAAGCUGAAGGUCCGACCCGCCAGCGAGCUCUUCUCCAGCGCCAAGACCAACCUGACUCGCAGCGCCAGCACCCGGAGCUACAUGAGGGGGAACUCCAACACGUCGGGGGAGAAGCAAGGCGGCUUCACCCCGCUGCAGAGGAAGCCCAAACAGAAGAGCUUCCGCCGGAGACUCCUCAAGUUCAUCCCGGGGCUGAACCGGCCCCUGGAGGAGGAGGAGAGCAAACUGUGACUCUGAUGGUCCCUUUCCAGAUCGUUCUGCACCCCGUGACGCAGCAGGAAGAAGCCUCGUGAAGAGCUGCAUCAUGGGACACAUGUGGACUAAAGUCUGUCUCUGAGACGCUGAACCAAAGAGAGCCCAAAGACUGCGCAGCCUCCUGUUCUUUAACUUAUUUAAUUUAUUGUCUUUGUCAUGUACAGAUUUUUUUUACUGCAUGCUCCCCCCCCUUCUGAUUGUUCCUACGUUUUUCUAAGAUUGAAAUCGACUUUAGACUGGUCCUUUUUUUUUCAGUCACCGUUUUCUGAAAAUAAAAACAUGUGUCAUUUUCAGAA